UGUCCCCUCUGAAGGUCCUACCCUAUGGCUGGGAUGAGAGGAGGGAGGCUCAGAGGGCCACACUCUGUGAGCCUGCCCCAGGCAUGCCUGUCUCCGCCUCUCUCUCCAAGGCUGCAGUUUUCCCAGAGCCGGGCUCCCUGCCAGAGACACACAGGCACAGAACAAAAGUAGAGCUGUCAAGAAGUUGGAAGGAAAAGCCGGUGCAUCCCUGCUUCUUGCUCAGAAGUUUCCCAGCUAUGGGGCUCCCCGGGCUGCUGGCCAGCGAGUCUGGACACAAACCUCCACAGCCAAGGUGCCCUCAGAGCUGCCCUUCCUGAGAGCCCCUCGGCCAUCCCUGCAGGCUCUUCCCUAUGGAGCCUACCAGAGUAGACCAUAUCAGACCCACAACAGCUCCACUUGUCCUGACACUCGGCCCAGGAGGUGACCGAAGGUGUCCAGCCAGGACUGAGCAGCAGAGGGAGCCAGGGUGUGCAGGUCUCCCGGCCUUGCGCUGUCGCUGGAGGAUGGAGGCCCUCAAUGUGUCGGUCCCACUCAACUUCUCCCUGCCGCCCAACUUCGGCAAGCGCCCCACCGACCUGGCGCUGAGCGUCAUCCUGGUGUUCAUGCUGCUCAUCAUGAUGCUGUCGUUGGGCUGCACCAUGGAGUUCAGCAAGAUCAAGGCUCACUUCUGGAAGCCUAAGGGGCUGGCCAUCGCCGUGGUGGCGCAGUAUGGCAUCAUGCCCCUCACUGCCUUUGCUCUGGGCAAGCUUUUCCGGUUGAACAAUAUUGAGGCACUAGCCAUCCUGAUCUGCGGCUGUUCCCCUGGCGGGAACCUGUCCAACGUCUUCAGUCUGGCCUUGAAGGGGGACAUGAACCUCAGCAUCGUGAUGACCACCUGUUCCACCUUCAUUGCCCUGGGCAUGAUGCCCCUCCUCCUGUAUGUUUACUCCAGGGGCAUCUAUGAUGGGGACCUGAAGGACAAGGUGCCCUAUGGAGGCAUUGUGUUGUCACUGAUCAUGAUUCUCAUUCCUUGCACCAUAGGCAUCUUCCUCAAUGCCAAAAGGCCACAAUACGUACGCUAUGUCACCAAGGGAGGAAUGGUCAUCAUGCUUUUGCUCAGUGUGGCCAUCACAGUGCUCUCUGUCAUCAACGUGGGCAAGAGCAUCAUGUUUGUCAUGACACCCCACCUGUGGGCCACCUCCUCCUUGAUGCCCUUCAUCGGCUUCCUGCUAGGCUACAUUCUCUCUGCUGUCUUCCGCCUCAAUGAACAAUGCAGGCGCACUGUCAGCAUGGAGACUGGAUGCCAAAAUAUUCAACUCUGCUCCACCAUCCUCAAUGUGACCUUCCCCCCUGAAGUCAUCGGACCACUUUUCUUCUUUCCUCUCCUCUACAUGAUUUGCCAGCUUGGAGAGGGGCUUCUCCUCAUUGUCAUCUUUCGGUGCUACGAGAAAAUCAAGCCUUCCAACGAUAAAACAAAAAUGAUCUACAAAGCUGCCACAACUGAAGAAACCUUUCCAGCGGCUCUGGGAAAUGGCACCCAUAAAGAGGAGUGUCCCCCGCCUUACACAGCCUAGCCUUCCCCCAGUGACCUGGAUUCAGGUCAGAAGACAACUCAGAAGGAAAUGUGGUAAACUACAGAGAAAGAAAGAUGAAAGGAACGCACCAGCAGUGACUGAGUCUGUCUCCAACAUUUCCAGCAGAAACUAGCAGCAGCAUCAAGAGUCUUGGCUGCAGGACAGAUGGGGUGGGGAGGCAGGGGGCGGGGGGGUGUCUAAUUCUAAAAGCCUCGCCUAUCUCCAGCUUAGAAUUUCAUACUUGUUUUUUUUAAAAAGUUAAGACUUGCUCAAUGACAAUCCUUUGAAAGGAACCCAAACUGCCUUUUACCUCUGCAUCCCUAAAACAGUGCCUGCUAGGCAUAUAAAAGUCACUCUUUCUCAUUCUGGCCAGGUGGCUCAGAUGGUUGGAGCUUAAUCCUGUACACCAAAAGGUUACCGGUUGGGGUGCCUCUGGGAGACAGCCAAUUGAUGUAUCUCUCUCUCCCCCUCUCUAAAAUAUCAAUAAACAUAUCCUUGGGUGGGGAUAUUUUUAAAAAGCACUUGAUUUGUGAACUACUCAAAAAAUUUUUCUCAAAAUCAAAUACCCAAAUCCAGUUCCAAGGGGAUUUUGUUUUUAAUAUUUUUAUUGAUUUCAGAGAAGGGAGACAGAAACAUCAAUAAGAAUCAUCUAUCAGCUGCCUCCUACACGCCCCCUACUGGGGAUCAAGCCCACACCGAGGCUUUUACCCUAACUGGGAAUCGAAACCUGACCUCCUGGUUCAUAGGUCAAUGCUCAACCACUGAACCACACUGGCUGGGGCCAUUCCAAGUUUUAUUACUAAAAAAUAAUGCUCAAAGAGCUGCAGGAUUAGUAGACUUCCAAAAAUCCUUUCUAAUAACAUUAAAAAUCCAGAUCCUGUUCCUCCCGUCAUUACUGGGAUUAAAGUUCUUGAGAACACAACUAAGACACCAAGUAUGCAAAAGCAACUAGACAAGACAAACUCAAAAACUCAGCCAUAAUGAAAGAAUAUAAUCCCAGUAGAGGGGAAAACUGUAAUCCCAGCAAGGGGGGAGGGGGGAAUUUUAACAAGAAAAAGCCAGGCAACAAUACAAAAAUCAAUAGAAUUGUUUCACUAAUCUAAUAAUUCUAUAUUUCAUCAGUUCAUUAGUGGUUUUCACAUUAAGGUCCCUCAAAAUUCAGAGUUAAGAUGCUGCCAAAAUGAGUGGUUUCUCAAGUCAAAGAAAAUACUCAAAUUGAUAUCCUUGAAAGUUUCUCCAAUAAAAUUUAAACAUUUUGCAUAUUGUUCAUUAAGCAGUGGGUCAAAUAUUAAAUAACAACUAAUAUUAAUAACACUUGCAAACAGCCUACCAUGCCUAGCUACUUGUGAUUUUCACAUCAUUUAACGAUUAGAUACAACUGAAACUGACAUUAAUUUCAUGACAUCAGUCUGGCAAAUGUCCAGGACUAUCAAUAUUCCUGGUACCAGAGCAAACUUAAGAAUCACUGAUUUGGGUCACUAAUACCCUAUUAAAAAUGAAGAUAUGUGAAAAGGUCUCCCAUUUAUCGUUUUUACACAUUAUAUCCAUAUUGACCUGUCUAUGCCAAUUGUUUUCUCUAACAUCUAGCAGACAUCAUCUGCUAGGAAACUUGGUUAAGUACAAUAAAGCAAUAUAAGAACAA
Molecule: messenger RNA, 3195 nt
Organism: Myotis lucifugus (little brown bat)
Lineage: Eukaryota; Metazoa; Chordata; Mammalia; Chiroptera; Vespertilionidae
Gene: SLC10A1
Product: solute carrier family 10 member 1
Exons: 6
Coding region: 351-1553 (400 amino acids)
Biological process (GO): bile acid and bile salt transport
Cellular component (GO): membrane
Molecular function (GO): bile acid:sodium symporter activity
Source: RefSeq, a predicted model, not a curated record